This is a messenger RNA of Symphalangus syndactylus (siamang), 2754 nucleotides long. RefSeq names its product programmed cell death 1 ligand 2 (gene PDCD1LG2). NCBI's taxonomy places the organism in Eukaryota, Metazoa, Chordata, Mammalia, Primates, Hylobatidae. The record is from RefSeq and is a predicted model, not a curated record. Gene Ontology annotation, biological process: cell surface receptor signaling pathway; T cell costimulation; negative regulation of T cell proliferation. Gene Ontology annotation, cellular component: external side of plasma membrane.
UCCCUGGCUUGAAGGUUGGGUUUCACCAGGGACCUAACCUCUUUCUGCCAAGGAACCUGUCUCCCUCUUGCCAUCAACAUGCUGUCCAUGACGCCCAGGCUGUUCGUGCCGAGGGGUGCCUGCAGGCCCGCCCUGAGCCACCUUCAGCCCCUGCUCAGCCUCCCUCUGUGCUUGUCAGCACCCAACGUCUGGAAGAGGUCGAGGCAGCAGGGGGUUAGUGUGUCAGCACCACCCUGAGCACCCACAUGCCUGGCUGGGUUGUGACAGCACCUAGGCUUGGCCACAACUUUGCUUCACCCAGUAGCAGGCGCCAGGAGUGGGGAGAGGCCAGGGAGUGGGAGCAGGCACCUUCAACCUUGUGGGAGCAGGGGACUUCCUGGGCCCCUGAGAGUACAGAGAUGCCUAGGUCCAGAGCCACAGCUGGGCAGCUACAGGGGUGCCUGGGAGCAUACGGCUUCCACCCUGCCAACUCAGUACGGGGCAGGACUCCCACCUGUUCUUGGCCUCCCUGGCCACACCUCCCCUGCUGCAGCUGCUCUAAACAGGCAGCUGCUGCCAUCACUGUGAGCUAUGAUUGUGCCACUGACUCCAGCCUGGGCAACAGAGAGAGACCUAUAUGAUCAAAUACAGAGCAUGAUCUUCCUCCUGCUAAUGUUGAGCCUGGAAUUGCAGCUUCACCAGAUAGCAGCUCUAUUCACAGUGACAGUCCCUAAGGAACUGUACAUAAUAGAGCAUGGCAGCAAUGUGACCCUGGAAUGCAACUUUGACACUGGAAGUCAUGUGAACCUUGGAGCAAUAACAGCCAGUUUGCAAAAGGUGGAAAAUGACACAUCUCCACACCGUGAAAGAGCCACUUUGCUGGAGGAGCAGCUGCCCCUAGGGAAGGCCUUGUUCCACAUACCUCAAGUCCAAGUGAGGGACGAAGGACAGUACCAAUGCAUAAUCAUCUAUGGGGUCGCCUGGGACUACAAGUACCUGACUCUGAAAGUCAAAGCUUCCUACAGGAAAAUAAACACUCACAUUCUAAAGGUUCCAGAAACAGAUGAGGUAGAGCUCACCUGCCAGGCUACAGGUUAUCCUCUGGCAGAAGUAUCCUGGCCAAACGUCAGCGUUCCUGCCAACACCAGCCACUCCAGGACCCCUGAAGGCCUCUACCAGGUCACCAGUGUUCUGCGCCUAAAGCUAUGCCCUGGCAGAAACUUCAGCUGUGUGUUCUGGAAUACUCACGUGAGGGAACUUACUUCGGCCAGCAUUGACCUUCAAAGUCAGAUGGAACCCAGGACCCGUCCAACUUGGCUGCUUCACAUUUUCAUCCCCUCCUGCAUCAUUGCUUUCAUUUUCAUAGCCACAGUGAUAGCCCUAAGAAAACAACUCUGUCAAAAGCUGUAUUCUUCAAAAGACACAACAAAAAGACCUGUCACCACAACAAAGAGGGAAGUGAACAGUGCUGUGAAUCUGAACCUGUGGUCUUGGGAGCCAGGGUGACCUGAUAAUGACAUCUGAAGAAGCUUCUGGACUCUGAACAAGAAUUCAGUGGCCUGCAGAGCUUGCCAUUUGCACUUUUCAAAUGCCUUUGGAUGACCCAGCACUUUAAUCUGAAACCUGCAACAAGACUAGCCAACACCUGGCCAUGAAACCUGCCCCUUCACUGAUCUGGACUCACCUCCGGAGCCUAUGGCUCUGAGCAAGCACUACUGCACUUUACAAAAUUACUCCACUGGAUCCUGGACCCACACAAUUCCUUGAGGCUCCUUAUUGCUGCCAGACUGAAAGCAAAAGGAAUUAUUUCCCCUCAAGUUUUCUAAGUGAUUUCCAAAAGCAGAGAUGUGUGGAAAUUUCCAGUUACAGAAACAGAUGGGUUGCCAAUAGAGUUAUUUUUUUAUCUACAGCUUCUUCUGGGUACUAGAAGAGGCUAUUGAGACUAUGAGCUCACAGACAGGGCUUUGCACAAACUCAAAUCAUAAUUGACAUGUUUUAUGGCUUACUGGAAUCUUGAUAGCAUCUGAAGUUGUUCUAAUUACAGAGAGCAUUUAAAUAUACACUAAGUGCACAAAUUGUGGAGUAAAGUCAUCAAGCUCUGUUUUUGAGGUCUAAGUCACAAAGCAUUUGUUUUAACCUGUAACAGCACCAUGUUUAAUGGUGGUCUGUUUUUUUUAAUUACAUCUUUCCUUUAAAAAUUCUUGGUUUCUUUUUAUUUGUUUUUUACCUUAGAAAUCAAUGAUGUACAGUCAAAAAUAUUUGAUAUGCUCAUACGUUGUAUCUGCAGCAAUUUCAGAUAAGUAGCUAAAAUGGCAAAAGCCCCAAACUAAGGUUCCUUUUCUGGCCCUCAGUAUGACUUUAAACUUGACCUUUCAGUGCCUCAGUUUGCACAUCUGUGAUACAGCAAUGCUAAGGAGUCAAGGCCUUUGAUAAUUGUCACUAUGGAAAUCCUGCAAGAUCCCACUACAUGUGUGGAGCAGAAGGGUAACUCGGCUACAGUAACAGCUUAAUUUUGUUAAAUUUGUUCUUUAUACUGGAGCCAUGAAGCUCAGAAUAUUGGCUGACCCUUGAACUAUUCAAAUGGGCACAUUAGCUAGUAUAACAGACUUAGGUAGGUGGGCCUAAAGCAAGCUCCUUAAAUGAGCAAAAUUUGGGGCUUAUGGGAAUGAAAGGUUGUGAAAUUGACUAACAGACAAAUCAUACAUCUCAGUUUCUCAAUUCUCAUGUAAAUCAGAGAAUGCCUUUAAAGAAUAAAACUCAAUUGUUAUUCUUCAA